Lactuca virosa is the source of this 1461-nucleotide messenger RNA. The record is from the annotation of a GenBank genome assembly. Lineage: Eukaryota; Viridiplantae; Streptophyta; Magnoliopsida; Asterales; Asteraceae.
AUGCCGUCUUUUUUCUCUCAUUUCAACAAGAUCAUCAAUUGUUCUGUUAGAACCCUAAAAUCUGUGGAAUCCUUCCACUCCUCUUCAACCCUUCUCUUGAACCAUAAUCAACAAGCAACUGGGGUUCCAUCUCCAUCUCGAAUCCAGAAACUUAUAGCUUCCCAAUCAGACCCACUUGUAGCUAAAGAGAUUUUCGAUUUAGCUUCAAAUGCACAUCCAGGUUUCCGCCAUUCCUACGCAACUUACCAGACCCUCAUCCUUAAACUCGGUCGUUGUCGCCAUUUCACCCUCAUGAAUUCCCUUCUAUCCCGCCUUAAAUCUGAUCGUGGCUACACGAUUACUCCUUCCCUUUUCACGCAUAUCAUUCGCAUAUACGGCGACGCAAAUUUACCAGAUAAAGCGCUCAAAACGUUCUACACAAUCCUCGAGUUCAACAUUAAGCCACACACGAAGCAACUGAAUGUAAUCCUCGAAAUUUUAGUUUCGCAGAGGACCCAUCUUCGCCCUGCGUUUGAUCUAUUCAAGUCUGCUCAUCGGUAUGAUGUUUCUCCCAAUGUCGAAUCCUAUAACAUCUUGAUGCGUGCCUUUUGUUCUAACAACGAUCUUAGCAUUGCCUACAACCUGUUCAAUCAAAUGCCAAAGAGAGAUAUUGUUCCAAAUGUUGAGUCUUACAGGAUUCUAAUGCAGGGUUUGUGUAGAAAGAGUCAAGUGAAUAGAGCUGUGGAGUUAUUAGAUGACAUGUGGAACAAAGGGUUUGUACCCGAUUCUCUAACUUACACCACUGUGUUAAACAGUUUGUGUAGAAAGAAGAAGCUUAGGGAGGCAUAUAAGCUUCUAUGUAGGAUGAAAGUGAAAGGAUGCAACCCUGAUAUCGUCCAUUACAAUACUGUUAUUUUAGGGUUCUGUAGGGAAAACCGUGCACAUGAUGCAUGUAAGGUGCUCGAGGAUAUGCCUGCAAAUGGUUGCUUGCCGAAUUUGGUGUCUUAUAGGACUUUAGUUGGUGGUUUAUGUAAUCAAGGUUUGUAUAAUGAGGCUAAAAGCUAUUUGGAUUUGAUGACUUCAAAGGGGUUUUCUCCUCAUGUAUCGGUUUUGCAUGUUUUGAUUAAUGGGUUAUGUAAUGUUGGGAAGAUUGAGGAUGCGUGUUGUGUUUUGGAGGGGAUGUUGAAGAGUGGUGAAGCUCCACAUUUUGAAACAUGGAUGGAUGUUGUUAAUAGGGUUUGUGAGGUGGAGAGUGAAAGAUUAGACAAAGUAUUGAAGGUUGAAAUCCAGCCGAAUACAAGAAUAGUGGAUGCGGGUGUUGAUUUACAAAAAUACUUACUUAGGAAGGCUCGGUUACGACAAGAAAGCAAAUCCCUCACCGGGAAAAUCAGAAUUCUCUCCAUUGAUGGAGGUGGAGCCACCGACGGUAUCUUAGUCGCCAAAUCAAUUCUCCAUCUAGAAUCAUCCCUCCCUCCAUCGUAA